Messenger RNA from Daphnia pulicaria, 2498 nucleotides. It is a transcript of the gene Syt4, whose product is annotated as synaptotagmin-4-like. Gene Ontology annotation, biological process: regulation of calcium ion-dependent exocytosis; calcium-ion regulated exocytosis; cellular response to calcium ion. The record is from RefSeq and is a predicted model, not a curated record. Gene Ontology annotation, molecular function: phosphatidylserine binding; clathrin binding; calcium ion binding. The transcript is spliced from 9 exons. Lineage: Eukaryota; Metazoa; Arthropoda; Branchiopoda; Diplostraca; Daphniidae. Bases 353 to 1909 code for a protein of 518 amino acids. Gene Ontology annotation, cellular component: synapse; membrane; axon.
AGCCCCUGCCUGUAGGACGUUGACAACGGCUUUAAUUGAUGCGAGUAGACGGGAGAAAGUGCCAUGUCUCUCGGGGCUGUAGUUAAGCUUCAGCGAGAAUAAGAAGAAGAAGAGAUGGUGGGGGUAGUAUAUUGUAGGAGUUGGCGGGGUUGCGCGGUGGAGCGGCGCGUCGUUCCGGUGACGAGACAGACGUGAAUCGGGUAUAGAACGCAGUGAACAAAGUUCAACACCAGGAAAGUCACAAUAGCCCCUGGGCUGUGUUGUUGUCGGAUUCAUAGAAAGACCAACGAGUUGGAAGAGCAAUCAUCACCACCACUACAAUCAUCAAGGACUGACACCCUUCGGAGAGGAAAUGAAGGAAGGAGACGGGCCCGAUGUUGAACCAUUGAACCAUUUGAGCACUCCGGCGGUCGUGGGAAUCUGUCUCGGAGGUGUUGUGCUCCUGAUCUCCGUCGCCGCCGUCAGUUGUUUUUGUUAUCGCGGACAUCACCAGCAAACAAGGAGCACUAAGAAAGCGCGGUCGCCCGGCAGUCACAUUGGAUCAGAGAACAGACCGUUGGCUUUCCGUAAGCCGGUGGCGGUCAAAAGCCCCAACAACCCGCAGCAAUUGACUCACUCGUAUCCCGUCAGCGGAGGAUCAUCGGUUGCCAUCAGCCACCACCUCAAGAAAUCGCCAAGUCCGACAGGAGCCAAAACUCCUCCCGGCUCCUGUCCCAUCGGCAAAUCUCCUAGUCCACUUUCCGCGACGACGCCUUCGACGCUGACCCCAACUUAUGAAACGAGCAGCCCGCAGGUGAGCCGGAAAAACUCUCUGAUCUCGGGAUGUUCUCGUUCCGUCAUCAACGCCCUCCAAGAGGAAGGGCAGCAGCGCGAGUCUGUCAUCCGCUUUCAAUUGGAGAACGAGGUCACUCAUCCAGCGGAAUUGAUGAAAAGUGACUUGGUGGCAUCCGCUUCCGCAAACCUCCCCGGCGGAGAAAUCGACUUGGUCAAGAUGGAAUGCGGAGGCGGAUCCAACAAACUGGGACAACUCUACUUUAAAGUCAGGCACAAUGUUGAAAAGAGUACGCUCAACAUCACCGUGGUCAGAUGCCAAGGUCUGCCGGCUCGUGAUUCCAACAUCGGUUCCAGCGAUCCUUACGUCAAACUCCAAUUGCUGCCCGACAAACACCACAAGGUCAAGACCCGCGUCCUUCGUCGCACUCUCAAUCCCGUCUACGACGAAGACUUUACUUUUUACGGAAUCGGAGAAAACCAACUUCAGAGCUUGACGCUCCAUUUCGUCGUUUUAUGUUUCGAUCGAUACUCGAGAGAUGACGUCAUUGGCGAAGUGUUGCUGCCAGUUAACGAAGCUCUGGAGGAAAUGACAGAUUCAGUCGAUUCCAACAAUACUGCAGACAACGGAAACCACUCUGGUGCUCUACUAUUCCGAGAUAUUGCGCCACGCAGUCAUAAGAUGAGAACUCACGGAAGAGGCGAGCUUCUGGUGUCGCUUUGUUAUCAACCGCAAGCUUCUCGACUAACAGCCGUCGUCCUGAAAGCUCGCAACAUUCCCCGCAUGGACAUGACCGGCCUUGCUGAUCCUUACGUCAAGAUUUAUCUUGUGCACAAUGGACAACGAGUGGCCAAGAAGAAGACGCACGUCAAGAAGCGCACGCUGAAUCCCGUUUUUAACGAGUCGUUUGUUUUCGACUUGCCGGCCAGCGCCACUUCACUGGACAAUAUCAGUCUCGAAUUUCUCGUCCUCGACUGGGAUCGCGUCACCAAAAAUGAGCCUUUGGAUUUAAAACAGGUGAUUGGACGUUUGGAAUUGGGCGGAGCCAAGACGAUUGGAACGGCCUUGCAUCACUGGAACGAGGUCUUGAAUUCUCCACGUCGUCAAAUCGCCGAAUGGCACAAACUGAAGGAUUGAAUCCGGCCGCAUUGAUCACCCAUCAAAAGGUGAAACCAUCGCGUCAACUCCAACCUUUUCCCUCCCAUUGGAACAUAUUAUUUCCUCCCCUCGAACGUUAUUAUCUAUUUAAAAUAUAUACAUAUUUACUUCUUACACGAUUCGAUCUAUGUUUGCUAUUGUGUCACGGAUUCUAUUGCUGCUCGCUGUAGACUGGAAAGCUUUUUAUACGUGAACAAUCCACCCCGAAAUGUUUCCUCCUUGCUGUCCACACGCCUCUUUAUCACAAUUCAAUUCGCUCCUAAAAGCUAUACACACUUUUCCAUCCACUGAACUAUAUCAAUCGGAAGAACCGGCGGCCACAUUAUUUAUUUUCGUUGCCUGGACGAAAUGACGAAGAAUUAUUUCUAUAAAUACAAGGAGAGAUUGACGGCAUCUUUCCUCCUGUGCUGCUACGAAGAAGAAAACGUUUUCAUCGGCUCCUUUGUUUCCCCCGUUUUUGUCUGGUUCCGAAAACAGAAAUUGUUGACAAAAAUUUUCAUGUGAUGACGAAAUUAUGUAAAACGCGACAAUGAAGAAAUCAAUACACAUCAGUUUAUUGGGCAAUGCA